AUGGCCAGGAGAUAUGUUAACCGUCCCCGCGAAUUUAAAUAUGGUGGUUUGGAUGGUGCACUAAGCAAGCAAUUCCCACGAUACUGGUCGUCUAUCCUCGCUGGUGGCCAGCGGGUUAACAAGAACAUAGUCAUAUCAGAAGUUCGGGAACUACUGUCGGUUUGCAAUUUGCUGGCGCUUUCAAUGUCUAUACCAUUGGACAAAAAGGUCACUGUGAUCAGAGCUGAUAGUCUGAUCUACCCGAGUCCCGCCAUAUAUACUCUAGUCAUCAAUUGUCAGGCACCAGGUGCACGCCGUGACAUUAUCUUGGUCCUUUCGUUACUUCGCCUUGCGAAGAAGUCGACUAAGGAAUCUGCUGCUCGGGUUUACAACUACAUUUCGGUUCACAAAUUGCUUGACCCACACAAUUCCCCUGGCCAUUACUUUAUUGGAUAUCACAACCCGAGCGGACCACUCGGCCAUCUUGCCCUUGUUGUGAAAAAGCCGCCAGAAUUGACUAUAUGA
Molecule: messenger RNA, 504 nt
Organism: Aspergillus ochraceoroseus IBT 24754
Lineage: Eukaryota; Fungi; Ascomycota; Eurotiomycetes; Eurotiales; Aspergillaceae
Exons: 3
Coding region: 1-504 (167 amino acids)
Source: RefSeq, a predicted model, not a curated record